Molecule: messenger RNA, 3861 nt
Organism: Styela clava
Lineage: Eukaryota; Metazoa; Chordata; Ascidiacea; Stolidobranchia; Styelidae
Product: beta-1,3-galactosyltransferase 1-like
Biological process (GO): protein O-linked glycosylation; poly-N-acetyllactosamine biosynthetic process
Cellular component (GO): Golgi membrane
Molecular function (GO): hexosyltransferase activity
Source: RefSeq, a predicted model, not a curated record
UCUUUCAAUCGUCUUUCAGUCUUGUAUCUAACAUUAGCUGUCUAUUAUUAGUGUAUUAACUGCUGAUAUAUCCAUGAAUAUGUCUUAGCUAUCUGACUAUAGCCCAGAUAGACAUUUCAGCUUUUAAAAACACACUUUCUUACCUUGGACAACACUGUACAACAGUAUUUUAUCAACUUUUCAAUUCAAAUUAUACAAAAAAUCUGAAAAACAUUUUCAAGAUGAGAGGAAACAAUGAUGCAUCAUCUUUUAUGUGGAAUCGAAGGAUGUCUAUUCUCAAAGUUUUAAUUGGAAUAUUGCUAAGCGCUAAUAUGUUUUAUUUUGUAUUGCGAUAUCGGGAAUUAAGUAACACUGUGCGGAUUCUCCAAGAGCAACAGAGACUCAAUAAUAAAGUUAUAAGGACGGUUGAAAAAGAAAAAGAACCAGAGAAACCGAAAGAAGAAGAGCCACAGCUAGAUUACUCACAGAAAAAAUAUUAUCCAUUUUUGUACAACGAACCGAACAAGUGCAAAAAUGAAAAUGGUGAAGAGUUACCAAUAUUUCUACUAAUCAUUGUCAAAUCAACAACUGCACAGUUUGAUAGAAGACGAGCAAUAAGAGCUACUUGGGGAAAUGAAACAUUAUUUAAAGGUUUAAAUAUGAGGAGGAUAUUUUUAUUAGCAAAAGGUAAUGAUGAAAAAAAGCAAGCGUUAUUAGAAAUGGAGCAAAACGAAUAUCAUGACAUAAUACAAGGAGAUUUUCAAGAUUCAUUUCGAAAUCUCACAAUUAAAGAUAUUAUGUUUAUGAGAUGGAUGACGACAUAUUGUCCUCAAGUUAAAUAUAUAUUCAAGGGAGAUGAUGAUGUAUUUGUGAAUCUCGGAAACAUUGUGGACUAUUUAUUAUCACUAUCUUCAGAAGAUGGAAAAGGUCUGUUCACAGGAAGUGUUUUAUAUCCUUCGCCACGGAUAAAAGACCCCAAGAGCAAAUAUUAUGUUCCGGUCAGUCUGUGGCCGGAAAAGUAUUAUCCACCCUAUGUAUCAGGUGGUGGGUUCCUAAUGUCAUCUGUAGUUGCAAAGAAAAUUUUUGAGGUAUCUAAAGUCACUCCUAUUAUUCCCAUUGAUGAUGCAUUUCUCGGAGUUUGCUUGCGAAAAUUGGGAAUGAAACCUCAGAAUCAUAAAGGAUUCAAGAGUUGGGGCGUCAAUCGUCCAAAAGACAUUUGUAUUUACAGAGAAAUAAUGACGUUGCAUAAACUUGGUAGCGACGAUAUGAUAGCAAUGUGGAAGGAAUUACAUAACUCAAAUUUUAAUAAUUGUGCAAAAACAUUUGAGGCUAAAAAAGAAAAAAGGUGAUCUUGCCACGAUCACUACUCAACACUGUAACGCAAAAAAAAAAUAUGAUGUUCCACGCACUAAUAAUAGAUUGCGCUGAAUUUCCUAUUGCAGUGGCUUAUUUCCUCCUAUGCUUCAUUAGAUUACGUCAACAAAGCAAAGGUUAGAGACGUUCUUCCGAGCAGUUAAAAAUUUAUGCUGAUAAGCGUACUGCAGAGUCUAAAGAUUUUUUUACACAUAAUCUGCGAGCAUGUGUCUAUAAUAGAAGCGUUGCAUUUUCUUCCACACAUCUGUGAACAAUAAUUAUUUCAUUAAUUGCCACUCUUGUCAUUUGUCGCUAGAAAUUUAUUGUAUGCUAUAUAUUAUAUAUAAAGAUAUAUAUCAAAAAAAAAACACAAAUUAACUUUAUUUUAGUAGGCAAUGCGGUCCACGGAAUUCAAAAUCAAUGCCAUAAAUAAAGAUGUUUCAUGUGCAUUUAGUUAUUCAAAAUUAUUCCUAUUUGCAAUGAAUCUAUGAAUAAUGUAGAAUUUUGUUGAAUAAGAUUUGACAUUUGUCAUGAUGCUACUCAAAAAUAACAGAUACAAAUUAUCAGAUGCUAUAACAGAUUUGUCCUAUGAGAAAACUCUUCUAUAGAUGAUCAGAUUCAAUACAAUCCAUAUUUCACAACUGAAAGGGCAGUAAUCUGAUAUUUCAGUCAUUUAUUUAAAUCUCAAUUAUGGAUGGCUGAGAUGCAAGCUCUGUUUUUGCUUUUCUAUGAACAAUUAUUUCAAUUUUUGUUUUACUUUCAUAAGUGUGAAUUUAGUUUAGUUAUGAAAUUUCGUACUUUGGUUACGAUUAUUGGGGUUCUACCAUUGUAGCAGUUUUCCCCUUUAUAUUGUUGAAAACAAACUCUUAAAUUCAGAGUUGUUUAAAGUGUACUAUUAUAUUUUAUUCGGGUUAAUCUUUUAGUGUCACCUUUCAAACCUCAUGGUUGCGGACAUUUUUCACAUAACUUCUGUCAAGUUGCAAGACUUUUUAACCAUCUUAUAAAACUGAUAAGCAUGAGUGUCAAAGAUUCAUCAUAACCUUUCAUUAUAAACAGAUUAUUCUUUGUAUGUUUUGAUCCAUUGUUCACAAAUUUCAUGUGGGCUAAUUUUUAUCUAUCUAAAAUCAAAUACUGGUUCUGAAUUUGAAUCAUAAAAUUUCUUUGAUAAAAUUUCGUUUGAUACACAUAAUUACGUCUGUCUCUCAAUUUGGUAUUUGCACCUAAGAAUGUAGAAGUCCACUGUACAUCUUUUAUAUUGUAGUUUAAUUAGUUGGAAGUUAUGGCAUCGCUAGUCCAAAUUGCCUUUCCUCUUGUUCUACCAUACUUUUCCAAAGAAGCUAUGAUUACCAUGUCUAUAACUAUUGUUAUUUAUCUUAUCACCUGAUAAUUCACUUCUAUAUGCUAUGUUUCUGUAUAAAAUCGAUCUUCGGAUACUUCCAUACUUAAACACUUUUUUAUGAAAACUUUUUCAUGCAAAGUCUUAUUUCAUCUCAUAUUUCCUUAUUUAGUUUAGUUUUCUCAUAUCAGUAUUUUUAUAUGAUGCGGAAAAUUGUUUUGUCUCUGAUUGUAGUGAUAUUUAUUUUGCAGUGCCUUGCCAACCAAUUGUAAUCUUUUAAAUCUCAAUGUAGGUUCAUGUAGGCUUGCAUUGUUAAAUUACAUUUGCUGCUUAUGUUUCAAAUUUAGCAGAAAUUCCAAUAUAUUAUUAUUGCGCGCUCUAGAAGUAUGUGUACCAAUAUGGAGGUUACUAAUUUUGUUCGCCUACUCUACAUCAAGUUGUAUUAAGAGAUGGAAGCCUAUGGACAUAUUACUUGGCUAACACAAACAUUCCCCGAACUCGUAAUAGAACUAAAAUAAGGGAAAACGGGAUAAAAUCAUGGCCUAAGCCUAGCCUGGUACAUAUACUACUGGAGUACCUUAAUACCAAGUAUAUUCACUCUUGUUACAAUAAUUUUUAUCUAGAUGUGGGCUUGCUUUGUGAAAAAAAAUUUUUUUUAUGUUUCAAAAUUUUCGGGAAUACAUGCAGCUCGUAGUUAAUUUCACUCUAUUUGAUAUGCAGUUUUUACUUGAAUACUUGGUAAUUUGGUUGUUGUGUCAAAAUUAUAUAAUAAAUUAACCUGGCAACGAAGCACUAACUAACAUAAUAAUCUUCCCCCAUUGUAAUAAUGGACUUGUACCCCCGAUUUAAUACUGCCAGCUUCAGACCGAAUCAGUGUUGAUAUUUCCGUACUAAACACGGUAACUGAGAGCCCAUCAAACAUGAUUGAAAUUAAGUUGGAGUGUGGUACCUAAAUAACUGAUUUACCCACAUUCAUUUUUAUAUAGCAUUUUACAUGAGAGUGUGAUUUAGGUGAGCGGGGAGAUGAAUAUCUAGGUUCGCUGAAAUGCAUGUUAUUCCUUUUUCUUCCACAUCAUAUGACUUUGUGUAGUUUCGAUAGGAAUUGAAUGAACCUUAUUUUAUAGAAUAGUGAAAUUUUGUUACUCCAUUUCACUUAUUGCUUCUCAAAUAUAUCUUCGUACUACUGACCUUAA